Molecule: messenger RNA, 2756 nt
Organism: Salvia splendens (bonfire salvia)
Lineage: Eukaryota; Viridiplantae; Streptophyta; Magnoliopsida; Lamiales; Lamiaceae
Product: pentatricopeptide repeat-containing protein At5g61800
Exons: 1
Coding region: 709-2310 (533 amino acids)
Biological process (GO): RNA modification
Molecular function (GO): RNA binding; protein binding
Source: RefSeq, a predicted model, not a curated record
UGUUUAGCGAGGCACCAGGUAUUCCACGAACGUAGCAAGCACAUAGAUGUGCGGCUACAUUUUGUGAGAGAAGAGGUGGAGAAAGGUAGGGUCAGAUUGUUCAAGGUGGAUACAAAGGAGAACCCUGCGGAUAUGCUGACAAAGCCGUUGACAAGAGAGAAAUUUGAGUUUUGUUUGGAGUUGGUUGGCUUGCAGAGAGCCACAAUUCCAACUGGUCAAUGAAGGUGGAGAUUUGUGAAGACAUUAAUUGCUCAGUUGCAAUUUGUUGGUAGAUUGUGAUAGCUCGGCAGUUCGCGCACCGAGUUCGGCAAGUUCGGCAAGUUCGCCAGUUCGCAAGUUCGGCAGUUCGCAAGUUCGGCAGUUCGGUAGUUCGGCAGUUCGGCAACAAGCUCGGCAGCUCCGUGAUCUGGAGAGAAAGAUCAAAACAUGAAGAAGAGCUCGGCUGCUAUGACAACUCGUUUUAACAGCCAUUAGAUCUGGUUGGUAGUCAAGAUUUAAUCCUAGCCGUAGGAUUAAAAAUAGCCGUUAGUUUGUUAAAUAGCUAAUCUUUUAGUUAGCUUUGUACAGUAGCUUUUACACAAUUCCAUUCCAAUAUUCCAAGAAGAAAAUUCUCUUCAAGAUUCGAAAUCUCCAAGUUCUUAAUCCUCAACGCCUCAUUCAUCUAAUCCCAACAGAAAUGGAAACUGAAAGCAUAGAGCAGAAAUCCAAAUGCAAAUAAUAUGCAUGCAAACAUCUCAUCUCAUAUCCACUCUCAACCGUAGCUGCAAAUCCAUCGCUCACAUCCACCAAGUCCACGCUCAGGCCAUCACCAGAGGCCUCUUCUCUCUCCACCCCUCUCUUCUUCUCUCUCACAUCCUCCAUUCCUUCACCUCUUCACUCCGACAACACUCCACUACCACCAAUCAUGACCACACCAUUUACUUCACCAGGAUUUUCACUCUCAUCCCAAACCCCUCAGCUUUCAACUACAACACCAUCAUCCGAGCACACACCGCCCUCCGCUCUUCCCGCGCCGCCUUAAAUUUCUUCCUCCAAAUGCGCCGGACACCCGUCGCGCCCGAUUUCCACACUUUCCCCUUCGUACUCAAAGCUUGCGGGGCUCUGCAAAACUCGCUUCCGCUUGCGAGGGCUCUCCACGCUCAAAUCGUGAAAUUAGGGUUUUUGAUUGAUGUGUUCGUGCGCAAUUCGAUAUCUUCCGCAUACUGCAGGUUUGGCGAUGUUGAUGGGGCGAAAGGGGUUUUUGAAGGAAGCUUGUUGAGGGAUGUCGUGAGUUACAAUGUGAUGAUUGAUGGGUUUGUUAAGGCUGGUGAUAUUGCUCUUGCUCGGGAACUGUUCGACGAAAUGCCUGAACGAAAUGCCGUUUCUUGGGGUACCCUUUUGGCUGGCUAUGCGAAGCUGGACCUGCCCGCUGAGGCUAUUGAAUUGUUUGACAGUAUGAUUGAUUUGCAGGUGCGAUUCGACAACGUUGCUCUGGUUUCGGUGCUCUCUGCCUGCUCCCAGCUCGGAAAGAUGGAGAAAGGUAAAGAGAUACACAAAUACAUAGAGAGAAAUGGGAUUGAGCUGGACGCCUAUAUAGGAACCGCGUUGGUUGAUCUCUACGCAAAAUGCGGGCUGGUUGAAACGGCUAAGGAGGUUUUCGCUUCGUGUCGCGAGCAGAAUGUUGCUCUGUGGAAUGCGAUGCUCAUGGGAUUCGCCAUUCAUGGCGAUGGCUCAUCACUUCUCCGUUAUUUUACAAGAAUGGUAGAAGACGGGAUGAAGCCGGAUGGGGUGACGAUUCUGGGCGUUCUGGUUGGAUGCAGCCACUCGGGGAUGAUCAGCGAGGCUAAGAGUAUUUUCGCAAAGAUGGAGAGCGCGUAUGGCGUUCCAAGAGAGCUGAAGCACUACGGAUGCAUGGCGGAUCUUCUGGCGCGCGCAGGGAUGAUAAGAGAGGCUGUGGAGAUGAUAAGGGGGAUGCCGAUGGGAGGGGACGUGUUCGUGUGGGGAGGGCUGCUGGGAGGGUGCAAGAUACACGGAGACGUGGAGGUGGCUGAGGAGGCUGCGAAGCAUGUGAUGAGGGUGAAGCCGGAAGAUGGCUCGGUGUACUCUGUUUUGGCGCACAUGUACGCGAAUUCGGGGCGUUGGGACGACGUGGUGAACGUGCGGAGGUUAAGAGAGAGGAGAUGGGGGAUCAGGAAGAGCGCUGGGUGGAGCUUGAUCGAGCUGGAUGGGAUGGAGCAUGAAUUUGUUUCUGGGGAUUGCUUGCAUCCCUGCACCGAGGAGAUAUACUUGGUUUUGAAUGGUUUGCAGCUGCAUCACUACGAACAACUCUAAGAGAAACAUUUAGUUGGUGUGAUUGAUGAUUUUGUGUCAGGACUCAGGACAAAUGUUGAUAACUCCCAUGUUUUCGUUAACGAGGUAACUAUUGCAUUGCCAAAUGGAGAUAGAAAGCAUUUACAUAAUUACAUAAAUCAAAGGCAUGCUCUGACAGGGUGAUACGAGUCUUAUACUAUUAUUAUUUAGUUUAGAUAUAUUAGGGAUUUGCAUAUCUUUUUCUAUAUUUUUGUUUUCUUGUUCAUUAAGUCAGUAGCAUUAUAAAUAGGAGUUAUUGUUAUCACUUUAUUCAUUCAAUCAAUAUAUGAAAUUAUCAUUCUUUUGGCUCAAUUGAGUAGCAAACAAGAAACAUCUCCUAAGGCUGCCGAUGAGUAAAUCUCGCGCUCAGCUGCCCUUUUUUGCCGUCCAAGUCACGACCCAACGUUGGGCGCUCGACAACGACGACA